UGUGACAAUUAAUAAUGCCGGUAACUGGAACAAAAUCAGGCUGACUUCUCAACAAUGGAAGCACCCUUCAUGAAUGACUGCCAGCAGGGCUCCUCCUCUGCCUUUCCUCCACUGGCUGGGUGGCCAAAUCUCAGCCCUGCACAUCAACAUCUAUGCUGAAUGUUUGCUGACAAUGCAACUUUUCAACCUAGCUAUUAAAAUAGUUGGGCCUUUUUCAAAAAUGGCAAAAGUAAAUCUCAGGGACCCUUCGUCUCGUUUGUCCUGGAGAGAGAGCCCAUUCCUCACCACUAUGUCCCAGAAUCAGUCGUCGCAGACAGCUGACUCCUUCAGUCAAGAUGUAUUCAACCAGUUGUUUGAUAUGCUGGACCAGUCUGCCAUUCAUUCAGUCCAGCCCAUUGAACUGAACUUCACAGACAGUCCAAUUGAUGGAUCUGCAGGAAACACCAUUCAGAUCAGUAUGGACUGCAUAACCAUGCAUGAGCCCGAUGAGACGCUUGCUUCACAGUACACAAACCUGGGGCUCCUGAACAGCAUGGAUCAGAACAUUCAGAAUGGUGGCUCGACCUCUACUAGCCCCUACAACAACGACCACGCACAGAACAACGUGACAGCCCCGUCACCCUACGCUCAGCCCAGCUCCACCUUUGAUGCCCUUUCUCCCUCACCGGCCAUCCCAUCCAACACAGAUUAUGCGGGGCCCCACACCUUUGAUGUGUCUUUUCAGCAGUCUAGUACAGCAAAGUCUGCCACCUGGACGUACUCAACAGAGCUGAAGAAGUUAUACUGCCAAAUUGCUAAGACAUGUCCCAUCCAGAUCAAAGUCCUGACCACCCCACCACAGGGUGCUGUGGUCAGAGCCAUGCCUGUUUACAAGAAAGCCGAACACGUGACCGAAGUGGUGAAACGCUGCCCGAACCACGAGCUGAGCCGCGAGUUCAAUGACGGUCAGAUAGCCCCUCCGAGCCACCUGAUCCGUGUGGAGGGAAACAACCACGCCCAGUACGUGGAGGACACCAUCACUGGAAGACAGAGCGUAUUAGUUCCCUAUGAACCUCCCCAGGUGGGGACAGAAUUUACUACAAUUUUGUACAACUUCAUGUGCAACUCAAGCUGCGUGGGUGGGAUGAACAGACGCCCGAUUCUCAUCAUUGUCACUCUGGAAACCAGAGAUGGUCAGGUAUUAGGCCGCCGGUGCUUCGAGGCCAGGAUCUGUGCCUGCCCGGGCCGAGACAGAAAGGCAGACGAGGACAGCAUUCGGAAGCAGCACGUAACGGACGCCACAAAGAGCAGUGAGAACCCCUUCCGCCAGGUCACCCAUGGCAUACAGAUGUCCACCAUCAAGAAGAGAAGAUCUACAGAUGAGGAGGUUUUUUGUUUGCCUAUCAAAGGCCGUGAAAUUUAUGAGAUUUUGGUAAAAAUCAAAGAGUCUCUUGAGCUCAUGCAGUUUCUGCCACAGCACACUAUAGAGUCGUACAGGCAGCAGCAGCAGAACCUCCUGCAGAAACAGACUUCAGUGCCGUCUCAGCCCUCCUACGGCUCCUGCUCCCCGACUCACGGAAAAGUCAACAAGCUGCCUUCUGUCAGCCAGCUCAUGAACCCCCAGCAGCGUAACACACUCACCCCAUCCAGCAUGUCUGGAGGCCUGACUGACAUGUCUCCUAUGAUGGGCACUCACAUCCCCAUGAAUGCUGACAUGAGUUCACUGAGCCCCACACACGCACUGCAGCCACAGCUACCCUUGGUGCCUUCCUCCCACUGUACUCCCCCUCCUCCAUACCCAAUGGACAGCAGCAUCUCCAGCUUCCUUAUACGGCUGGGCUGCGCAGGCUGCUUGGACUACUUCACAGCACAAGGCCUAACCAACAUCUACCAGAUUGAGAACUAUAACAUGGAGGACUUGUCCAGGCUGAAGAUCCCGUCAGAGUUCCAGCACAUCAUCUGGAAGGGCAUCAUGGAGCACCGACAGGCCAUGGAUUUUUCCCCUCCUCCCCAUAUAGUCCGCACCACCAGCGGGGCCUCCACCGUCAGCGUGGGCUCCUCUGAGGCUCGAGGCGAGCGCGUCAUCGACGCUGUACGCUUCACCCUGCGCCAGACCAUCUCCUUCCCGCCACGUGACGAGUGGUCCGACUUCUCCUUUGACCUGGAUUCUCGCCGCAACAAACAGCAGCGCAUCAAGGAAGAGGGAGAGUAAGACGACCUCCUCUCAGUCUUCCCGUUUGCCAUUUCAUUCCUGCUGUUGGAACAUUUCAAGUUUGAGAACACAUUGAGCUGAUGAGAACAAAAUACAUAGUCAUACAUAACUGCACUUAUUGUCAUUGUUGUCCUGGUGCUCGUUAUCACGGAGAAAAAAUAAAUGGUGGUGUGCAAAGGUAUGUUUUUUUUUUUUUUUCUAAUUUCUUGAGAGCACUUAAGAAAUGCUGAGGUUUUCAAGAUUGCUUUGAGUUUUUAAGUGUUCUUGAUUCAUUCCUAUGACUGGAAACAAAACUUUAUAGGGCUUAGUAGGGCUUAUAUUUCUGCUAUGGGCCACAGAAAAUGUGUAUUGUAAUUUGUAAUAGACUUCUAUGUUUUCGCCUUUAUGGUUAGACAAGUUAGUCAAGUACACUGGUUUUCAUUUGCAGCAGAAGUCAGCAUUGAUUGUAUACAUUUCAAACAUUUCCUGUCAGAAGUAUUAUGUCAUUGAUCAGUAAUUUGUUUUUCUGCUGUACUUUCUAUAUUAUGCUUUUUUUAUGUCUUGUGAGACCAAUGCAUCACUUGUUCAUGUCAGAUUGUGAAGUACGCAUGUUUAAGUGACGGUGGUCAUUCAUUUGAUGUAGCCAUAUAUAGGCCUAAUGUUCCUGACCCAGUGUUUUACAGUAAAAUACUAUGACUGAUGGUGUUUGUUGCUCUGUUGUUUUACUGCAGUGCUAAAGCGGUUGUUUGAAUUUUAUGAGCAGGCUUUUGCUCUUUCUGGAUGCUUGUCACAAAUACUUUGUUUUUAUUCAUGAACAAUGUUUUGGUAGAGGUAUAUUUACAUUUGGUAACUGGAUGGACGCUAUCAUAUAAAUGUAUAUAUAUUUGUAUAGUUCUUUUUUGAAAGUCUCCCUAAAGAAAAUGCACGAUUUUCAUCAUGGAACAAAUACACAUACUGAUGUGAAUAUUACCUGGUAGCCUGGUACCUGGAAGAACAAUGUUUUGUAUUACUUCAAUGGCGUACAUUCACUGUGUGUGUACCUACACCAAUCCUGUGUUCAACUUUGUUUCAAGAAGCCAGAAAUGGUAGAAAGCAUAAAUUGUUAGCACAAAGUACCUGCAUUUUCAUAUUUUUGUACAAUGUAUUGUAAAUAUGUUGCAACAUACCACGGGUAUUUUGAUAUCAAAAAUAAAUAUCCACAUUUGCUUUAUUGCAUGUUAA
Messenger RNA from Scatophagus argus, 3391 nucleotides. RefSeq names its product tumor protein p63 (gene tp63). Gene Ontology annotation, molecular function: DNA-binding transcription factor activity, RNA polymerase II-specific; protein binding; RNA polymerase II cis-regulatory region sequence-specific DNA binding. The transcript is spliced from 15 exons. Bases 74 to 2191 code for a protein of 705 amino acids. Gene Ontology annotation, cellular component: nucleus. The record is from RefSeq and is a predicted model, not a curated record. NCBI's taxonomy places the organism in Eukaryota, Metazoa, Chordata, Actinopteri, Scatophagidae. Gene Ontology annotation, biological process: apoptotic process; regulation of transcription by RNA polymerase II; protein tetramerization.